Messenger RNA from Syzygium oleosum, 1410 nucleotides. Its product is annotated as caffeic acid 3-O-methyltransferase 1-like. The transcript has 4 exons. Gene Ontology annotation, biological process: methylation. Gene Ontology annotation, molecular function: S-adenosylmethionine-dependent methyltransferase activity; protein dimerization activity; O-methyltransferase activity. The record is from RefSeq and is a predicted model, not a curated record. Lineage: Eukaryota; Viridiplantae; Streptophyta; Magnoliopsida; Myrtales; Myrtaceae. Bases 42 to 1139 code for a protein of 365 amino acids.
GACAUCGUCUCAAAAAGGGCAAAAAGAGGUCAGAGGUCGAGAUGGGUUCGAUAUCGAGCGAGACCCGGGUGGCCCCGAUCCAAGUCCCCGAUGACGACGAAAACAUUUCAUUCGCCAUGCAACUCGCUAGCUUGGCCGAGUUGCCCAUGGUCCUCAAGACGGCUAUUGAGCUCGACCUCCUCGAGAUCAUGGCCAAGGCCGGGCCCGGCGCACGCCUCUCUUCCCGUGAGAUUGCAUCUCAACUCCCGACCAAGAACCCAGAUGCACCCACGAUGCUCGAUCGGAUCUUGCGCCUCCUUGCGACCCACUCCAUUGUCAUGUGCACCCUGCACGAACUCCCCGACGGUCGACCUGAGAGGCUCUAUGGGAUCACUCCGGUUUGCAAGUUCUUGACCAAGAACGAGGAUGGUGUUUCGGUCGCCCCUCUGUGUCUCAUGAACCACGAUAAAGUCCUCAUGGAAAGCUGGUACCACUUGAAAGAUGCAAUUCUCGAAGGAGGAGUCCCGUUCAACAAGGCCUAUGGAAUGACGGCAUUUGAAUACCCCCGUACUGAUCCGAGAUUCAACAAACUAUUCAACAAAGCCAUGUCCGAUGUUUCGACUAUCAUCAUGAAGAAGGUCGUCGAGACGUACAAAGGCUUCGAGGGCCUCAAGUCGGUGGUCGACAUUGGCGGCGGAACUGGCGCCGUGCUCAACAUGAUCGUCUCCAAGUACCCCUCCAUCAAGGGCAUCAACUUUGAUUUGCCUCACGUUAUCGCGAAUGCUCCGUCCUGUCACGGCGUCGAGCAUGUCGGAGGAGAUAUGUUCGUUAGCGUUCCUACAGGAGACGCAAUUUUCAUGAAGUGGAUAUGUCAUGACUGGAGCGAUGAGCAUUGCUUGAAGUUCUUGAAGAAUUGCUACAACGCGCUCCCGGAAGACGGGAAGGUCAUAGUGACCGAUCGCAUCCUUCCCGAACUCCCGGACACGAGCCUUGCGACCAAGGUAGCCUUUCAUGCAGACCUAAUCAUGAUGGUGCACAACCCUGGCGGGAAAGAGCGGACGGAGAAGGAGUUCGAGGCGUUGGCCAAGGCCGCGGGAUUCAAGGGUUUCCGCAUCGCGUGCAUCGCCUACGAUCACGUCAUGGAAUUCCUCAAGAAUUAAGGGUGGAUUAAGCUAAUGGGACCGAACAUGUAGACGUAUUGGAUGAUGAAGGAUAAUAUCAAGCUUCUUGUUUAUUAGCAAGAGCAUAAUAAAAUUGAUAGACCGAGUGUCGAUUGAUUUUACAUGAUGAUGUAAUUGGAGAACGCAAAAGAUGUUAUGAACAAUUCAGUUGCCGAAUUGCAAGUUACGAUCCUAAGUUAUUGUUCGUGUCCAUUAUUAACGAAUGCCUUCGCAUACUGGUGUUAUUCAAUGAGACUAAAAGCUCAUUAUG